AUGGUGUUGAAAUUCAAAAUGGAAAAGGCUCCAGAAAAGCUGACAGCGGGGCUGAUGGAAAAUCUCAAGCAGUAUAUGAUCGAAGAUCAACGACGUAUCAAGAGACUGGAGGAGGCGAGGCAGCAGUUGUUCGAAGGCCUAAAAGUUGACUAUCAGAAACUUUUGGAGAAUCUCACAAAAACAUACGAAGCAAUCAAGUUUGAAAAUAAAAACCUGAAGGCGGAUCGCAACAAGGAGCUGGAGAAGCUUCGGAAAGAAAACUCAAUCUUGCAUGAGAAGUCAUCGACUCUUGACCAAGAAGCAACUGAAUUACGGGAGGAAAUUCAGUUAUUGAACUCUAAAUCAGUAAAGGACAAAUUGCAACUACUACCGGAAGUUGUGGUUGGACAUGCGGAGGAGCUGGAAUUUAUUAUACGCCACCAAUGCCAUAUAAUAGCUUACGAGAAGGUACCCAAGACUUAUGACACAAUCAACAGAAGGGAGGAAGAAGAAGAUGAAAAUAAGCCUUCUACCAGGCUCAAAUUCGCGUUCAAACCCCUGCAAGGCGAAUCAUCUUGGGACAUCACGACUUACCCAUAUAUGUCAGAAGGUGCGCAGAAGCUGUGCAAGGUCAUGAAGAAGAUUCGCGUGAGCAACGCCAUUCUUCGCGCAAGAUGUCAAUGGUAUUGGAACGAACUUCAUCAGGCAGAGAAAACUAAGAAAAAGAGCUUAGUGUCUUUGCUGGAAACGGAGAAAUCCGCAAUCAUGUUCGAAGCAGAGACAUUUGAUCUCAAGAAUCGAAUAAGAGAGCUUGAGAAGUCUUUGAAUAUCAAGAAGCGUCCCCCUGGAGUUCGCGCUGUAAAUAGGGAAAAGGAAGUCAUGCAGGAGAGAUUUGGCGUCUUAGAGUUGACGAUAAGCGAGCUUAAGGAUGAAGUAUACAGUUUGAAGGAAGAAAAUAGCAAGCUUCUUGAAAGAAAGGAAGCACUACUUAAGAACUCAGCGACAGGAGAAUUGCGCCAGACUGCCAAGAUUGAAGAAGCACUUUGUGAAGAGCAAUCGAAGACCAAGAGGCUUAGUUCCCAGAUACAAGAGCUACAAGAAAAAGUCAAAGCGCUUGAGGAGGAGCGUGCCAUGGUAGAGCCCCUCAUUGAGGUUGGAGUCGCAGUCAGAAAAAGGUUUUUUGAACAAGCUAAAUAUACAGUCUCAUCGGAUGAAAUAUUCAGUCGUGUCGAUUACAAGAUCAUUAAAGAGGGAAACGAUCGCUGCCAUCGAGCAUAUUGCUUGACUGACGCAGCUCUUUUUAAACUUUUCUAUCUAUCAGGGUCCACCAAUGAGGCUCUUUACAACAAAAUCUACAAUGUUAAUUCACACGCAGAUGUCAUGGACUUUCCGGUAAAGUUAUGCCAGGCAUUAGACAGUAAAGCUAGUAUCAAAACUCAAUUGUUCUCUUUAAUCAUUGAUUGUUAUAUUGCAAAUCCGCAAGAAGAUAUAUUUGAUGCAAAUGAGGAAGUUACAAGCUGGCUAUCUAAAUUAAAAGAUCUUGAGGAACAGAUUGUAAGAAUUGGUAGAAGAAUUGAGUAUCAUGGUUAUGUCAAGAAUACUACUCAUGAAGAUGAAACCAGUCAAGCUGGGGAUUGGGAUGAAGACGCUGGGGAAGCCUGGUGA
Molecule: messenger RNA, 1644 nt
Organism: Botrytis byssoidea
Lineage: Eukaryota; Fungi; Ascomycota; Leotiomycetes; Helotiales; Sclerotiniaceae
Exons: 3
Coding region: 1-1644 (547 amino acids)
Source: RefSeq, a predicted model, not a curated record